Antrostomus carolinensis (chuck-will's-widow) is the source of this 1112-nucleotide messenger RNA. RefSeq names its product RNA 5'-phosphate and 3'-OH ligase 1 (gene RLIG1). The record is from RefSeq and is a predicted model, not a curated record. NCBI's taxonomy places the organism in Eukaryota, Metazoa, Chordata, Aves, Caprimulgiformes, Caprimulgidae. Gene Ontology annotation, molecular function: RNA ligase (ATP) activity. Gene Ontology annotation, biological process: response to reactive oxygen species. The annotation marks the transcript as partial. The transcript is spliced from 6 exons.
CCAUUUAAAGUUUUGGCAACUGAAACUAUAACUGGGAAGGCAUUAGAGGCAGAUAUAUACAAUGCAAUUCCUACUGAAAAGGUGGACGGAAGCUGCUGUUAUGUAACUACCUAUAAAGGGCAGCCCUAUCUCUGGGCCAGGCUGGAUCGAAAACCCAACAAACAAGCUGAGAAAAGGUUUAAACGAUUCGUGUAUUCAUUGGAAGAUAGCAAAGAAUUUGUUUGGAAUGUUGAAGAGGAUUUCAAGCCUGUUCCAGAUACCUGGAUUCCAGCAAAGGACAUAGAGUUCUCUAAUGGCAAUCCUUUGCCCGACGAAAAUGGACAUAUGCCAGGUUGGGUGCCUGUGGAGAAAACCAGUAAGCAGUAUUGCUGGCACUCAUCUGUUGUAAAUUAUGAAGCUGAAAUAGCGCUGGUAUUGAAACACCAUGCUGACCCAGGCCUUCUGGAAAUCAGUCCGGUGCCAUUAUCAGAAAUUUUAGAACAAACAUUGGAGCUUAUUGGGACUAAUAUUAAUGCAAAUCCAUAUGGAUUAGGAAGCAAGAAGCAGCCUGUACAUCUUCUUGUACCACAUGGAGCAUUUGAAAAAAAGAAUCCACCUACUUUGAAACAAAAUGACAUACUGUCUUGGUUUGAAGGCUGCAGCGAGGGUAAAGUUGAAGGAAUUGUGUGGCAUUGCCAUGAUGGGUGUUUAAUCAAGCUCCAUCGCCAUCACCUUGGUUUACGCUGGCCACUUGCAGAAACAUACCUGAAUUCUCAGCCUGUUGUAAUUUCUUUUAAUAGAACUAAAUAUGACUGUGACUUUGAACCAAAGAGUUUGUUUCACCAUUUUUCAAAAUUGGAUGGUAAAAGAUUUGACAGACUCAAAGAUAUCAAGUUUGAUGCUUGACAUGAUUUUUCUCUUUUAACUUAUUGUCUUAUGUGCUGCAUUCCUCUUACUCGUGUCUACCACAGAAGUCUUUACAAAUCAUCUAGCUUAGGCAGCAGCCUAGGUACUAUACGAUUUUAAGUUUUUCCUAGAAGACUAAUUUUAUAUAACAGAAGAGCUCCAACAUCCAGAGCAGAGACCGAGCUUUCAGCAUGUUUAUUUUCAGUUCUGAAAAAUCCUUAACUUUU